AAUUCAUUCAUUUUUGACCAGGUGAAAAGCUGCAAGUGCUGAAAGCAAAACUCCAGGAGGCCAUGAAGCUCCGCAGGACUGAGGAGCGCCAGAAACGGCAAGCGUUGUUCAAACUGGAUAAUGAGGAGCUGCUGGAGGAGGAGGAGGAGGAGGAAGAGAUGACAGAUGAGUCUGAGGAAGAGGAGGAAGGCGAUCAUGAGGCUGUGGAAUAUCUGCUUGAUGAGGCAGAGGAAGACAAUGAAGAUUUGGAAGAGAAACAAGUUGAAGACGGUGAUAAAGAAACUGACAGAGAGUCAAUUGAUGGAGAAAAGGUGGAGCAAUCUGUGGACUGUGCUUCUGUUCCCAAACUGCCUUCAACAGAGUCUACACUGAUGCUCUUCAAGGACAGCUCCUCCAAAAUGGGGUACUCUCUUCCUGAUGAGAAACACGAAAGCGAAGAAGCUGCAGACAAAGAACCUACCAAGUCAGAAGAUGAUGAUUCAUUUUCUCUACCAACACCAGCAAAAGAGAAUAGCCACAACAGCAGCUUUGAGUUGAUUGGCUCCAUGAUUCCAUCAUAUCAGCCCUGUAACAAACAGAUGUCGCGUGGAGGGAACUUUUUACCUGCAGCAGGAGGUUUCAGGUCACCUUCCCCAGGUUUUUUCAAAACAAGUUUUAUCAGCUCUGCUUCCAAGAGCUCGGGAAAGAUGUCUGAGCCCUCUCUUCCCAUAGAAGAUUCCCAGGACCUGUAUAAUGCCUCCCCUGAACCAAAGAGUUUAUUUCCAGGGGCUGGAGAAUCCCAGUUUCAAUUUUCUCUGGAAGAUGACACCCAGAGCCAGCUGCUUGAUGCGGAUGGGUUCUUGAAUGUUGGACAACACAGAAAUAAAUACCAGUCCUCAAAGCACAGGCUGACUCUUGCCAGUAUGGAUGAGAAUGCAAUGGAUGCCAACAUGGAUGAAUUAUUGGACUUGUGUUCUGGACAGUUUAGCAGUCAAGCCGAGCACGUGCCAAGUACCAGCAGCAACAAGAAACAAAACAUGGAAGAACUGCUCAAUCUUUGCUCUGGAAAAUUUGUGACUCAGACAGAUUCUCCAACGUGGGCAUCAUCAGUAUCUUCCAAGGCAGAAAAAGACAGUGACUUAGAGGACCCAAUGGCAGAAGCACUGGCACUUUGUUCAGGCUCCUUCCCCACGGACAGGGAGGAGGAAGAUGAGGAGCACGAGGAGCUUGGUGACUUUCAGCUUGUAACAGAUGACAAUGCUUUUGAUAGUGAAGAGGAUGAAAAGAGUGGAGAUGAUGGUGAAGAAGCAGAAGUAAGUGAUGAAGAAGAACUACUGAGACAUAGAGAGGGCUCGAAGAAAAAACUAAAUCUGGAGGAUUUCAUGGAAGAUGAGGCAGAGCUGUCAGGAAGCGACGUGGGAAGUGAGGAUGAGUAUGAUGGAGAAGACCUGAAUGAAUAUGAAGAAGAGAUUAUUGACGAGGAACUCCCUAACGAAGCGGAAUUAGAAAGUCAAGUUCAAAAACUACACAUGAAGGCAGUGCUUGAUGAUGACAAGCGUCAGUUACGCUUGUACCAAGAGAGGUACCUCAUCGAUGGUGACCUGCACAGCGAUGGCCCUGGCAGAAUGAGGAGGUUCAGAUGGAAAAACAUAGAUGAUGCUUCCCAGAUGGACUUGUUUCAGAGGGAUUCUGAUAACGAAGAUGAAAAUGAACAGUUUGAUGAAACAGAAGUAAAAUGGAGGAAAGAGAGAUUUGAACGAGAGCAGUGGCUUCGUGAGCAGAAGGAAAAAAAUAAAGAGCAGCAGGAGGAGGAGGAGGAGGAGGAGAUCGGUGAAGACAGUCAGUUCAUGAAACUAGCCAAAAAAGUAACUGCAAAGUCCCUACAGAAGAGAGCAAGCCCUGCAGUAGUGGUACAAGAUGCAAAGCUAUUGCCCACGAACCCAUUUGAAGCAUUCAGACCUGCCAGUGACAUCCAGAUUAAAAAUGGGUCUCUCUUGAAUAGACCCAAAGAUAUCCUUCAGAAACUAGCAGCGAUGUCAGAUCUUAACCCAAAUGCACCUCGGAACUCCAGGAAUUUUGUCUUUCACACACUUUCCCCAGACAAGCAUGAAGAGGCAAAGGAGAAAUCAAAACAUCAGGUGAAAAAAAGAGGUCCUUCUGCAGCAAUAACAUCUCUUGCCAAACGACCCAGGGUUGACAGCACAGAGCAAACGAGUCAAAGCCGAAGCAUAUUCCAGUACUUGGAGAGCUGAAUGUUUUUGUGUAGGGCCAGAAGUUACAUCUCGUCUCUCUGUCAGUUGCAGGCUGAUCUGCAGAUCUCAGCCAGCAAUCAUCAGGAAGGUAAACAAACUGCUGUACGUUGUUCUCUCUGCUCCUGCUUUCUUCUUUCCAGUACUUUUCAAGCAAUGGUCAAGUUUGUUCUGGUUUCACUUAGCACUCCAUGGCAGUUGGGAGCACAAAAUCCAUGCUUGGCUUGGAAUGAAUGCAAACUUGGUCUAAGCAUUAAGGAAACUUACACUGCUGUGAGAUUCUGUGAGGAUGGUAGACAAGUUUCAGUGUUACAUUUUCAUCUGGAAUCAUCGUUGGUGUGAUAGGUGUGAUGCAGAAAUGCUGCAGUUAGCUCAAGGCACAGGUGAAGUAUUUCUGCAGUUUUAGGUAAGAAGAAAGCAGUGUUAGUUAUGUUAGGAUGUCUGUUGUUUGCACUUGCAGUACUAAGGAGCCGUGGCUUCCUUCAGUGUCUUAUUUUCUGUUAAGCAUUUAUUAGCUUCAUAACUUCAGAAGCUCUAAUUUACAUUUGUAAUUUAUGUUUAAAAAAAAAAAGGGCCCCAGCCUUUUAUGAGGCAGUGUGAUAGGAAUGUCUGUCACAUUUUCUUUUCCUUUUUAUAUUCAUACACAUGCAUAUGAGUAACAGAUGUGGGAGAGGAAAAGGAGAUGUGCAGGUUGGAGCUUUAAUUUUUAAUUUUUGCUUUUUUUUUGCCCAACUGAAAAGUGGUGUAAAUUAUCCCACCCCCGAUUUUCAUCCACACUGUGCUCUGCCAUCACAAAUAAUCUGGUUCUGAACAGCGAGAAGUGAAGAGCCCUCUCUGGAAGGAGGAUAUUAGAAUAAAGAACCAUUACUCACAGCCAUUCUAAGUAGUGUGAAAGAAACUUGAGGUGGAAUACACAGCAUUUCUGACCUUUCUGAGGAGAUGCUGAGUGUGUUUAAAUUAGAUGCCAUGUUAUGGUAGCACAGUGGCCUGCUCUGUAGAACUAAAGGCAGUGUCACAUCCUGAGGCUGCUCACUGUCAGAGAGUUGUGUACAUUUUGUAACAUCUGAAGCAUAUGCCCAGUGUGUGACGUGUAAAAUAUUUUACUGUAUAUUAUGUUUAUAAAGAACUAUGGUACCAAUUGCAGUGCAAUUUCACAAUAAAACAGGUUUUUAAUGUACAGGAUUUUA
Molecule: messenger RNA, 3415 nt
Organism: Meleagris gallopavo (turkey)
Lineage: Eukaryota; Metazoa; Chordata; Aves; Galliformes; Phasianidae
Source: RefSeq, a predicted model, not a curated record